UCCCGCCCCUUCCUUGCUGCCAGUGUUUCCGGUCGCGUGGGUUUUCCGAGGGCGCCGUUUUUCUGGGCCGGUGGUUUGGACCAUGGGGGUCCCCAAGAGGAAGGCCUCAGAGAGCCCUGGCGGCGCGGCGUCCCCCGCGGGCACAUCCAAGCGAACUCGAGCAGAGGAGUUCACUGGCGUGCGGUUCAAAACCCAGCUGAAGGAUGCGCAGGGCCCUGGACCCGCUUUGGAAGCCUUUGUCUCUGCUGCCAAGCAGCUGCCACAGGAAGACAUGUGCGAUGUUGUCGAGGGCUACAUCAAGAUUUCCAUGGAGUGUGCAGAAAUUUUCCAGCUCCUGAGUGGAGAGAAGCGACCCGAGAGUGAAGUGCUGUUAAUAUUUCAAGCUUUUGAGGCCAUAUUACUGAGGACAGCCAGUGAUCUUACACAUUUCCACGUGGUGGGCACCAACAUUGUGAAGAAGCUUCUGAACAACCACAUGAAGCUCCUCUGUGAAUCCCUGUAUGCAUCUGGUUACAGGAUGGCUCGAGCCUGCCUGGACCUGAUGACUGCUGUGGUGACCCAGGGCCCUGAAGCUGCCAGAGAUGUGUGCAGCUGUUUUGAUUUGAAUAAAAAAGCCUUGUAUGCCCUGGUAACCAAGAGGGAUUCAAAGGGAGUGCAUGACGUACGGCUGGCCUAUAUCCAGUUUGCCCUUUCCUUCCUCAUUGCAGGUGAUGACAACACUAUAGGGCAAGUGCUGGAGAUAAAAGAGUUCAUCCCCUGCAUUUUCAGCUCAGGCAUAAAGGAAGAUAAGAUUUCUACUAUCAACAUUUUGUUGUCCACUCUGAAAACAAAGGUGAUUCACAAUAAAAACAUCACAAAAACCCAGAAGGUUCGUUUCUUUACUGGGCAGCUUCUGAACCAUAUAGCUGCCCUCUACAACUGGAACGGGGUCUCAGAUAUUGUUCCAGAGAACCCAGAGAGUACGGAGAUGUCUGCUGAAGAGGCAGGGAAAGCCAUGGUGAGGGACCUCGUUCAUAACUUCCUGAUAGACCUCUGCUGUUCUCGAAAGCAUGGGAUUAGUUUUUAUGACGCCUCUUUGGGGACUUCUGGCAGAGGAGGCAACCUGACACUCUUGCACUUCCUGUUGAGUUUGAAAACUGCAGCAGGGGAUGAGCUGGUGGCCUCACUCGUGGUAAGCAUCCUGAAGGUGUGCCCAGACCUGCUGACCAAAUACUUCAGGGAGGUCACAUUCUCCUUCCUCCCAAGAGUGAAGUCCACUUGGCUAAACAACGUGAAGCUGCUGAACAAGAUCUAUGAGGCCCAGCCAGAGAUUUCCCCGGCCUUUUGGACUAGAGAGUUUAUCCCCUUGCCAAGGCUCCUGGCGAUGGUGAUGGUGACCACAGUGCCUCUGGUGUGCAAUAAGAUCAUGUUCACUCAGGCAUUAAAUUUGGACAGCAUACCUGUAAAACAGUCAGCAUUAUCCCUUAUUUCGAUCAUUUUGAAGAGAGCAUUAAAAACAGUUGACCACUGUCUGGACAAAGAGAUCUGGCAAGAUUCAGACGUGUACACAGCUGAGAUGAUGGAAGAAUUUGUUCAGCUCUUCAGAGAAGCCUUGAGCAAGAUUUUGCCAGAUCUGAACACUGUUAUUUGGGUCUGGCAAUCAUUUAAAAAGCAAGAGAUUAAGGAGAACCAUGAGAAGGGGAAGAAGAGCAGUAGCAAGACUCCUGCUGCCUCCAAAGCUGUCCAUCGUGAUGAUGCAGAAACAAUUCUUCUGAAAUCCGUCCUGCUCCAGGUCAUAUGCCUCUACCAACAGGUUGUUCCCCAUGUGGUCACGCAGUACAACUUUGACUUCAGCAAGCUCCUAAAAGGCAUCAUCUCUGAGCAGGGCCCUGCUGAGGAGGCUCCUCCCAUCCUGCAGCACCACAUGCUGAAGGUAGCCCUGGAACUGCCUGCUAACAAGUUUUUGUGGCUAAAGGCACAGGAAGGCCCUGAGGCAGAAAUCGUUGGAGGAGAACGCUCGGUGUUUUACCUGUUGAUGAAGAUGUUUGUGAAUAGUAGCCAUUUACAGCUCAAGUUAUCCACUCAGCGUCUGAUCAUGAAGAUUCUUCGGGACACAGGCGUGUUCGAACACACGUGGAGAGAGUUGGAGCUCUGGCUGGAGCGCCUGGACAGCACUGCAGAAAAGCACAAGGAAACCGUCAUUCAGUUCCUGGAGCGUAUUUUAUUGACACUGGUGGUGAAUCCUUACUCAUACACAGACAAAGCUUCUGAGUUUGUCCAAGAAGCCAGCACCUUGCAAGGCGCUGUGGGAAAGCAGGAUGCAGAUGAUGUCAGCAUUCCCAUCUCCCAUAUUGAUGAUGUGCUGGACAUGGUGGACGUCCUGGUGGAAGGCAGUGAGGGCCUGGAUGAGGAUAUUGGGUUCUUGUUAAAUGAAGACAUGAUUCUGCUCACCUUCCCCUUCAGUGCUCUGGUCCCUGCAGCUCUGGAAGCCAGGAAUAAGCUGCUCCUCGGGACAGAAUGUGAAGCAGGGGAAAGCAUCGUGGCAUACAUGACUGCAGUGUUGACUGACAUUCUCCAUACCCAGAGGGACCCCCUAGCCCUGUGCCUUCUGCUCCAGUCUUAUGACAAGUUCGAGCCUGCUAGCCUGCUCUGCUGUCAGCAGCUUGCCCAGUUUCACAGAUACUACAGUCUCUGGAUUCCUGAGCAAGCCCAGGAGGCCUUGCCCUUGCAGGUGUCUGGCACCUCAGGACCCUAUACGCCCCCCUCAUCUGCCUGCUUUUCCACCUUGCUGCAAACAGCGUAUGAAAGCCAAACACUUGGGGAUAAGAAUGUCCAGGCAAAGCUUCUAGCCGCUGUCCCGUGCCUACCUCUGCAGCACAUGCUGCGCUCAGCCAAGCAGGUCCUGCUGUACCUUAAGAGCACCGUGGAGAACUUCAGCCAGCUGGGCAAAAGUGUGGGCCCAACUCUCCUUCAGUUCCUACUGGGUCUCCUUAAGCACCUGGUUAUCCACUCUGAGCAGCUGGACACCCAGAAUCAGCAGAAGUUGGAGGCUGCCCGUGCUGAGUCUGAUCUCUUUCUGGACAUGGAGUCUGUAGCUUCACUUGAGUUGGCUACUGACAAGACAGUAGAGGAGCUGCUGGUGGCCAUCCUUAAACACCCCACACUGGAGACUUGGUUCCUGGCCCUGGAGCAGAAAGCCUUACCUCCACACACACUCAGCCCUGUCCUUGUAAAGCUCCUUGCAGCCCAGUUCAGUGCAGGGGUCCUUCAGCUACUGGUGGCAAGUUCCCCAAUUCUCCAUAAACUGGGUCAGUUAGGCCUUCUGGCAAAGUACUCAGAAGCCAUCACUCAAAGUGUAUUGAGAGAGCUCCGCACUAGGACUGUGAACUCAGCCAUGACACCCAAGACCCUGCCUCAGCUGGAGGCCCUGCGAGAGCUGCACCCAUACAUGGAAGGUGUCCAGAUCCGAGAAGUCACCUUGGCUCUGCUGGGACUGCCAGAGGCCCACCUGCUGACCCAGCAAGGCACACAGUGUCCCGGGAAGGAGAGACAACUGAGCAGUCUUGGAAAGACCCUGGUACAACUGCUGACAAGCAGCCAUCAGAAUCGGCUGCAGAGCAGUGAGCUACUCUGGUGUGCCGAGUAUGUGCGUGGCUUGGGGGCUCUCCUCCCCACUCUGGCUGAGCAAGAGCUGGACACUGUAUUCCUUCAGACUCUUCAGAAAGACCCUGUGCUGGCCCCUGUGGUGCCAGCUGACCUACUUGAGUACUGCCUGGUCCGACGGACGAAGGCAGCCCUGGACAUUGCCAGCCUCCUCCUCCAGUACAGCAGUACGCACCUACUGAAGUUUGAGCUGUGGUGUGGGCAGCCUGGUGUGGGGCCCAGCCUGCAGGAGCACCUGGAUGACUUCUUCCCCCUUAUCCAUGUGUACCUCCAACACAGGAUGCAAGGAAGCUUCAUGCGGCCAACAGAAGUAUCCUCUGCUGUCACUCCUGUCUUGAGAGCCCUGUGGAGACAAGUGCGAGACAGGUUCUUUCAUAUCGCUGGGCCUUCCAAACAUGCGCUGCAUCUGGAGGCCCUGGCCCAGCUCAUUCCAUUUGCAAGAACCAAAGAUCUGCGUGUCCUCAUGGACCAUUUACCCAACUUGCUUCGGACUCUGAGUAAUCACAAGAGUUGGAUCGUGGCGGACUCUGUUUCAGCAGCCUUGGCAGAGUCAGCAGAGGAGCUGGCCUCCUGGAGGAAGACCCUCCUGCGGUCCUGUAUACAGUGGCUGGCUGUGUCCUUCAGUGGCAGGGAGCCAGAAAACGAGAACACCCAGGAGCAGGAGAAGACAAUGCUGCUCCGAUUAAGCGAGUUGUUGCAUGCAGUUAAGGAGGUUGACCCUGGUGACUGGCAGCAGUUUGUGAAGACAGGACUCAAGUUUCGGUACCAGGACCUCACCUUUUUGAGGACCCUGCUUGAUGCCACAAAGCUCCUAUAUAGUCCAGAAAGCUCUGGGCACACAAAACUGGUCCAGCUUUCAGUGAUGCACAUGAUGCUCACCCAGCAUUCUCUGUUCCUGCCAACCAUGUUGACAUCUAAAGAAGAGGAAACUCCAGACAGUCCAGUAAAAGAAACCCUGCUGGACCUGAUGUCCACAGUGGUGAGGAUGUGCCCUUCUGUCUGUGAGAGCAGCCACUUUGCUGUGCUCCUUGGGACCUACAGUGCCACCCUCAGCAUCUUGGACCAGAAGAUAUUACUUCUCCUCCGUGCAUAUGAACAGCACAGCCUCAGUCUCAUCAGUUUCAGGGUUCUGCUGUGGGGUCCAGCAGCUGUGGAGCAUCACAAGACAUGCCGGAGCCUGGGCAAGUCGCUUUGGCAGCAGCCAAGCGUUGGGGACAUCCUCCGCUUGCUGGACCCAGACCGGAUGAUGCAGACCAUCCUGCACUUCCCACAGUACCGGAGGCUGCUUCACACUGAGGACACCGGGGAGCCACAGGUGUUUAAGGACAAGACUGCCAGAGUGGACCUCAGCGGCCUCUAUGACCCCUGCUUUCUCCUCCACCUCUUUGGGGAACUGACCAGGCCAGAUCUUGUGCUAGACAGAAUAGGCCUGCAGUCUGCAGCUCCUGACUCAUAUCUGCCAAGGCAGCUGGCACAGCGUGAUGUAAGUGCCACUGCCAGGUGCCCUGUGUACCAGCCGUGAACUCAGCUCUGUGAGGAACCUUCUACAGUUCCUGACUGGGGAUGCCAUAUAAAAAGAGGCUGAGGACCACUUCCUGGUGUUCCUGGGGCAGAGCCACAGUACCAUCUAUGUCUGCACUACACCUGGGUGCUUUGGUCAUUGUCUUGGCUAAGCCAUCUCAGGAUUUUAGAACUGGUUUUAGGUCAAACUACUAUUCAAAUGGUUCUUAAAACAGAACAGCCUUUAUCACCACUUUUAAAUAGCCUGUUAUAUUUUCAGCCCCCAAGGGCAACCCUUUUUUGUAAGUACAAAGCCAAGACCAUAGAGCAAGUCACAAAAUAGGAAGUUGAUUUUUCCUCAUGGUCAUGUGGAAAAUUCAUUUGUCUGAGAAUGUCUGUAGUCAUUAGGAUUAUCCAAGCCAUCAGAGCUCUAGCUCUUCUCAUUAAGUGUAAAUUAAAUGUUUAGACUGUUCUGUCUCUCAAGUACAUUCCAUUCACGAAUAUGUGUUAGGUUCUAUCUCAUUUGUUCUCCAAAGCGGUAUUCGUUUUAUCUGCAGUUUGAUGCUUUAAAAGUUUUUAGUUCUCUUUCUGCAUCACAAUUCAUCAAUUGUUAGAAAUUGGGCAGUUGAGUCCAUAGUUACUGGAACAGUCACCUGAUUGAUCUUUUCCCAGGCUUUACUUCCAGUCUGCGCUUUAGUAUCAGGUGGGUUGUGGUAAGUGGUGUGCCCUUACCUUGGCUCUGGUUUUAGCUGGCGCGAACGCUCUGUACACUUAAUGAAAGCAUAUUUGUGAUUCAGCUCUAUCUUUGCUAAAGGGCUCAUGCCAGACUGUUUAUCUCAGUUACCCUUUCAGCCAAAUGGUUUUGUUCAUGCCCUGGGUAAGAGGCUAACCAUAGUACAGAACAUUUCUCCCUUCUCGGUGUCUGUCUUAGGUUAUCUAUUGCUGCAAUGAAACACCAUGACCAAAAGCAACGUGGGGAGGAGAGGCUUUGGCUCCCUCUUCCAUGCCACAGCUCAUCAUUCAAGGAAGUCAGGGAGGGAGCCUGGAGGCAGGAAGAUUGUGCAGAGGCCAUGGAGGGGUGCCGCUUACUGGCUUGCAUCCCCCUGGCUUGCUCAACUGGCUUUCUUAUAGUUCUCAGGAUAUCAGCCCAGAGACCUAUCAUGGGCUGGGUCUUCCCAAUUUGAUCACUAAGAAAAUGCCCUACAUAUAGGCUUGCCUACAGCCUAAUCUUAUGAAGACAUUUUCUUUUUUUUUUUUUUUUUUUUUUUUCUUUUUUUUCGGAGCUGGGGACCGAACCCAGGGCCUUGCGCUUGCUAGGCAAGUGCUCUAUCGCUGAGCUAAAUCCCCAACCCCAUGAAGACAUUUUCUGAAUUGAGGUUCCCUCCUUCCUUUCGGAUGAGUCAAGUUGACACACAGCUAUCCAGCAUACUUGGCUUUUGUACUGUUGUUAGACCUUUUACUGCCUAUAAACUUCAUGAUUGUUAUUUUCCCUCAGUUUUUCAUAGUUUCCUUUGUCUCUCUGCCUGUGCUGCUGGAGCUCCUUGGCUGCAUACAGUCCAGCCUGGGUCAGCUUGAGGGAAGCAUGGCCCUUGUUUCUGCAGGUUCUUCUUAGGCCUUAGUCACUCCCUAACCUCCUGCAAGUUCCCCUGCUGCUAACAAGUCAUCAUGGCUUUUCCAUGAUGGUUUUCCCACUGCAUUUGGGCUCAAAUAGUUUCUCUUGCAGCCCUCUGAGUCACCGAUCUAUCCUUUGGUGUCUGAUCUUAGUCCUAACCCUUGUGCUUUCAUGUCCAGCGCCCCAGCUGCCGCCUCCCGAAGCUGCUGGGAUCCUCGCCCUCUCCAUCCUUGUCUUAGCAUGCACAUGUUCACUUCAAUUUCAGUGUUACAUUGAUGACAGUGACCCGAAGAGUGCUCAUAUACAGCACUCAUUUUGGUUUGUGUCAUUAGUUCCUGAUUGGGUCAUGGGCCAUUCAGUCUAAAAAGCAUCUUUAUGGGGAAUCAUCACCAGGUUACUCAUUUUUUCAGCAAGAGAAACAGCUCUCUUCUGGGGUUCUUGGACAGAAUUACUCCUGGGGAAAACCCUGAGUUCCCAUUAAAGUAAAGCUGACAAGGUGUAGUUUUGUUGGUGAGGGUCAAGCUCUGAGCUAUUUGGAUAGAUUUUCCUGUGUAUGUGAGCUGCCUUAGUUAGGGUUUCAUUGCCCUGAAGAGACACCAUGACCAAGGCAACUCAUAUAAAGCAAACAUUUAAUUGGGGCUGGCUCACAGUUUCAGAGGUUCAGUCCGUUAUCAUCAUGGCAAGAAGCAUGGCAGCAUGCAGUUAGACAUGGUGCUGGAGGAGCCAAGAGUUUUACAUUUCAAUCCAAAGGCAUCCAGAAGCACAGGAGGCCUCAAAGCCCACCUCCCCAGUGACACACUUCCUCCAACAAGGCCAUACCUCCAUAGAGUCACUUCCUGUGGGCCAAGCAUAGUCACACCACCACAUGAGCCAACGUCUUACACUUUCUCCUGGCAGUUGGAAGGGCCUUGAAGCCUGCCGGAUAGCAAAUGGAUGUCACCCAGCAGGCUUUCCCUACCACGUCAAUGCUGGGGGUCAUCCCAUAACUUUGUGUGUGGUUGGCAAGGUGUCUGCGCCUUAAUUAUGUCUCGGCCCCAGCCUCAGCAGACGGUUUCCACUGUUGCUUUUAAGCUUGGAGAACCACUCUGCAGGUGGGGGUUUGCUGUGUGUUUAAAGAAUAAAGGAGCAAUGUUGCCCCAGUGGAGUUGGGGAAACCCUCUGUAAACUGAAUGGGCCCAGGCCCCACUGCUUUGCUCUGCCUGUUCCUUCUGGUACUUAUACAUGGGAGGCUCAAGCUGAAGAAGGUAGAACCUGGAAGCCAGGGCCCUUGCUGUGUCCCAUUCUGUUUAUGUGCUGAGAUUUCAUGGUGGACCUUGGUGUUACCCUCACUUUCUCAGCCUUGGGGGCAUUUGUGGUUAGAACUGACCAGUGCCUUAGAAGGUAAUGUUUGCCACAGCAGAGAAGAUACUCUUUCCUAUCUCAGCAGCCGGGGAGACACUUGCUUUCUGUGUCCAGCUUGUGCAGCUGGCAUUGGUAAGAUGUAAAAGAAAGUGAGUCCUGUAAGUUGUACAAGAAUUAUAAGACUUGGAUGGUAUGUUUAAUGCUAUAAUUUACU
Molecule: messenger RNA, 8309 nt
Organism: Rattus norvegicus (Norway rat)
Lineage: Eukaryota; Metazoa; Chordata; Mammalia; Rodentia; Muridae
Gene: Urb1
Product: URB1 ribosome biogenesis factor
Cellular component (GO): nucleolus; fibrillar center
Source: RefSeq, a predicted model, not a curated record